Messenger RNA from Letharia lupina, 3108 nucleotides. RefSeq lists its product as uncharacterized. Gene Ontology annotation, cellular component: transcription factor TFIIIC complex. Gene Ontology annotation, biological process: transcription by RNA polymerase III. The record is from RefSeq and is a predicted model, not a curated record. The coding region runs from base 1 to 3108 and encodes 1035 amino acids. Lineage: Eukaryota; Fungi; Ascomycota; Lecanoromycetes; Lecanorales; Parmeliaceae. The transcript is spliced from 6 exons. Gene Ontology annotation, molecular function: protein binding.
AUGUUCGCAACACACGAAUAUCCAGACCCAGACUACGCUGCAUAUGUCACCAAAUACCCCUGGAGAGAAGAUGACGGUUAUUUACCGUCAGCGCUACACGGUCUGCCUCCGGAGUCCUUGGAGGAGAUCUCACGCGCUGGGGUUUAUUCUAGUCCCCAGAAAGCUGGAGACGACGGAGGCGAGGUUCUCGAUAGUGUUGCUCAUGGGCCCGCCAAGGAGGUGACCUGGGAUCCCGACUACCAAGAGUCUGAAGCGGGUCUAACAGAAGAUGAAAACGUAUCGGAUGAAGACUCAUAUGCAGAGGCGUUGAAAGGCCGGAGGGAUGAAACUCGGCUGCGUCAAAGGCAGAGAUCCGGCCGACGUGCUGAUGUAUCUGGUAGAAAUUCAAGCGCACCUAGGAAGGGAAGGAGAGGUCGCGGUGGUAGGGUUGGGCGAGGAGGUAAGGGAAUGAAAAAGGGCUUGCGCAAGCCCAUCGAGCCAACACCAGAAUUCAAGGCGCUACACUCUCAGGCUACCAUGGCUUUUAUUGAUCAAAAUUACGAAGAAGCCGAGAAUCUCACGCUUCAGGCAUUGCUCAUCAACCCUGAAAUGUAUCCCGCUCACAACCUACUCUCAGAGAUCCACGCUGCUCGUGGUGACAAAGCGAAGGCUCUUAGUGCUGCAUGGAACGGAGCACACACCAGGCCGCGAGACCCUGAGAUGUGGUCAAGAAUCGCACGUCUGAUUCUGGAGCGUGAUGACGAUGACAGAGAUUCCACACUUCGAGACGCGAUUUACUGCUACAACCGCAUUCUCUACGUCGACAGUUCGAAUGUCGAAGCACGAUACCAGCGAGCUGCAUUGAAUCAUGAAUUGGGCCACAAAAGGAAGGCUGCCAACGAGUAUGAGCAACUGAUCAAACAGCUUCCGCACGAUACGACAGUCCUGCGUCACCUCGCGGAAAUUUACAUCGACCUUGACGAGCCUGAUAAUGCUUUGAGUCAUUACGAAGCCACCAUAUAUUAUUUUCAAUCAGUUGAGCCCUGUGACGUUACCAGUUUCACUUGGUCAGACGUUAACAUUGUCUGUGAGCUGUACGGUGUUCAGCGACGGUGUGAGGAAGGUAUUACUGUGCUCAAAACAUUAUCUCGCUGGCUACUUGGUCGUGCAAAAGAAAAAUGUUGGGAAGCGUUUGAUGAGGACGACAGAGAAUGGGACCUCGAAGAUCAGCCCCGUCGUAAUGACGUGCCAGGAUUUGUGCCUGGUGAACAUGACGUGACCUCGUACGGCGACGGCUUGCCUCUAGAGUUGCGUGUCAAGUUGGGAGUAUUCCGAUUGAAGUCUGAAAAUCGAAAUCUCAUGGAAGCAAUUAAUCAUUUCGAGUGUCUUGACCCAGAAGAUGACCAAAAUGGAGCAAAGAUCUAUGAUUACCCUGAUCUUUUUCGCGAAGCAGCAAAUGCUUUAAGGGUGAGAAAAUACUUUCACGAGGCUCUCCGAUAUUACGAACCAAUAAAGAAGGUCAGCGAGUAUGGGGACGCGGCGUUCUUCAUGGAAAUGGCUUCAUGCUAUAAAGCAGUUGGACUUAGGACCGAAGCCGAAGACUGCUACAUGAUUGUUGUCGACAGUGACAAAGGAAGCCCAGAAGCACGGCGAAGACUAUUAGAGAUGUGCUCAGAAUCAGACGUGUCUCCAAAAGGAGCACCAACUACCGAUGAGGUAGUCUCGGUAAAACAGCACAAAGCAAGAAAACGUGUAGGAGGAAAGGAAGCAAAGCAGCCAAAAAAAAGUAAGGCUCUACCUUCUUGGGCAACGACUAUGCUUGCCCCCCGUCUGGUGCCUCAGUCAGCCAAGCAGAUUUCUCUCGAAAGGGAGGAAGCCCAAGAGGAAGAUGUUAAUGCUCUUUUCCUCCGGAGAGAGGCUCUCACAGAGCAAGCUAGAAAUGGCGAUGAAAGCUCGAAGACCGAAUGGAUGGCAAUUACGAAGACAUUGAUUCAAGAAUUCAAAGACAACAAGGUUUUCUACCCGCUUGACAAGCACCAUAAAUUUUAUGGAUAUUCCAGAGAAGCUCGGUCGAUGGCGGCAAGACCAAAACACGAGUUGGAUGCUCUCGCAGAACAAUCAAAGUCACACUUAGAAACAGCACAAGGCGAUCAGAUCGUCAUUCCCGGCGACUACUGCAGAAUACCGUUCGAUUGCUGGCUAGAAAUCUUCCUCGCGUAUGCCUUGACGCUUGCACACGGGGGAAACAUCCUGUCUUCAUACGAGAUCAUCGCUGCCGCUUUCCAUGCUAAUGUAUUUUACCACUCGCCAGAGUCGCUUUUCUGCAUCCAUGUCUGUUGGUUUACAUGUGCCUUACUUGGAAACGACGACGAAACACUCUGUAAUAUUGCUCGCUGGUUCAUGAAGGAGUAUCAAUUCGUCACUGAUGGCUACCGCCUGUUCUCGGCACUCAACAGACUUUCUGAUACUGAGAAUUCUUGGUACAACUGUGGUCCCUCGCAGAAAUAUAUACUUCGACAGCUCAAGGCCGUGGACUUCUCCCUGUUAGGCGACAGUCGCCGCAAAAGCUUGUUCCAAGAGAGAGCUUCUUACACCACUAAAGACGACAACGGCAAUCAAAUACGAGCUCAAGAGAUGGAUGUUGUGUUGCUCAUGCUCUACGGUCAUAUACUUUACGCUGGUAAAAGCUAUGCUUACGCAGUUAACUAUUUCUUGCGCGCUCUCGCUCUUGACCCAACAAACGUUAUGAUCAAAUUUUCCCUAGCCCUGGGAUACCUACACUAUGCGCUCAAGCGACAAGCCGACAACCGGCACCAUAUAUUGAUGCAAGGCCUGGCUUUUCUAUUAGAGUACUACGAUUGCCGACAACGGUCUAGUAGAUCCUCAGAGAAGCAGGAAGCGGAGUACAAUGUGGCUCAUGCUUAUCACCUAUUGGGCUUGACCCAUCUCGCGAUUCCAUACUAUGAACGAUGCCUAGCCAUGAGCGCGGCUGCGCAAGUUGAGGAGUCAGGUUGCCGAGCAGAAGAUAUUGCACAAGAGGCAGCCUUUGCUUUGCAAAAUCUUUGGGCAGCAAGCGGCAAUAUGGAGAAGGCUUGGGAGAUCACGGAAAAGUGGCUAGUGGUCAGAUAA